AUGGCGUGGACAUACCCAGCGCGAAGAAAUAUAAUCAUCGCCUUGCUGUUGCAGCGCUUGCGCCGCAAGAGGAGGCGGUCACUGUACAUAAGAGAAAUAUUUGACAAACGUCCGUGGUACGGCGAGUACCAUCACCUCGUCCAGGAGCUUCGACACAAUGAUCCGGAAUACCAUUUCAAGUAUUUCAGGAUGACGAAGGCUUCAUUCGAUAAGCUAUUGGGCCUCGUCUACGAGAGAAUCCUGCAUCCACCAACGCAUAGGAGGCCCAUCUCUCCAGCAGAAAGACUUGCAGUCACACUGAGAUUCCUGGCUACUGGAGGAUCGAUGCAAGACAUCGCAAUCAGCUAUAGAAUUCAUGCUUCCACCGUGGCAGGGAUCCUAAAGGAGACUCUUCCAGCAAUCUGGGAUUGCCUGAAGCCUGUUGUGCUGGGGUGCCCAAGUGAGAGAGAGUGGGAAAAAAUAAGAGAAGAUUAUGAAGACAAGUGGAAUUUCCCAAAUACGAUAGGAAGUAUUGACGGCAAACACUUCGUUAUCAAAUGCCCAGACAACAGUGGGUCAGACUGUUUCAAUUAUAAGGGGUACCACUCAUUACUAAUGCUUGCUGUUGUAGAUGCGAAUUAUCGCUUUAUUAUGGUCGACAUAGGAGCCCAAGGUCGGCUUUCAGACGGCUCGUUCUUCGGAAAGAGCGACCUCAAGAGAGCCAUAGAAGAGAGAACCCUGGGACUCCCUUCAGGAGUUUCUAGGUGGCCGUGCACCACCAUCAAACCAGCGGCCUACCUCAGCUGCCAUGGCGAUGAGGGAUGA
Messenger RNA from Dermacentor silvarum, 804 nucleotides. RefSeq lists its product as uncharacterized. The record is from RefSeq and is a predicted model, not a curated record. The coding region runs from base 1 to 804 and encodes 267 amino acids. The transcript is spliced from 4 exons. Lineage: Eukaryota; Metazoa; Arthropoda; Arachnida; Ixodida; Ixodidae.